Vollenhovia emeryi is the source of this 724-nucleotide messenger RNA. RefSeq names its product histidine triad nucleotide-binding protein 1 (gene HINT1). Lineage: Eukaryota; Metazoa; Arthropoda; Insecta; Hymenoptera; Formicidae. Gene Ontology annotation, biological process: purine ribonucleotide catabolic process. The record is from RefSeq and is a predicted model, not a curated record. Gene Ontology annotation, molecular function: hydrolase activity. The transcript has 2 exons. The coding region runs from base 167 to 640 and encodes 157 amino acids. Gene Ontology annotation, cellular component: cytoplasm; nucleus.
GCGGCUGCGAUGGACGCGUAUCGUAACGAUCUUCGGGCCGUAAUAAAAUGGAACCUAGAAGUCGAAAGAAAGCCUCAUAACGCGCGCACGUUUAACACGAAGUUAACGACAGGCACAUUACUGAUUUUGUCACAAAAUCACGACGACGACGUCAUCGAUUUUCAACAUGAGGCUGCUGUCGAAUGUCGUCGCGAAUGCGCGCAAGCAUCUGGCGGUUGGUGGCAACCUGCCGGUUGUCUGCUCCGCCAGUCGCAGGAAAAUGGCGACCGAGGUGGAGAAGGCACAGGCCGCCGCGCCGGAAGGCGACACGAUAUUUGGGAAAAUGAUACGCAAGGAGAUCCCGUGCAACUUUAUUCACGAGGACAGCCAGUGUGUCGCUUUUGACGAUAUAAAUCCUCAAGCGCCCGUGCACUUCCUGGUGAUUCCACGCAAGCCGAUUGCGCAGCUCUCGAAAGCUCAAGAUAAGGACGAGCCGUUGCUCGGUCACCUAAUGAACGUCGCUCAUAAAAUUGCGAAACAAAAAGGCCUGACAAACGGAUUUCGCUUAGUUGUCAACGACGGGAAACACGGAGCGCAGUCUGUGUACCAUUUACAUCUGCACGUUCUUGGUGGUCGACAGUUAGAGUGGCCGCCCGGUUAACAUGUUUAUACGCUUAAAUAUAUAAACGUGGUUUUCGUAAAGUCUCUACUUUCUAUUAAUAAAGUGUUGAUAAACGUAAAAGAA